Planococcus citri (citrus mealybug) is the source of this 6075-nucleotide messenger RNA. RefSeq names its product paired amphipathic helix protein Sin3b-like. Gene Ontology annotation, biological process: negative regulation of transcription by RNA polymerase II. Lineage: Eukaryota; Metazoa; Arthropoda; Insecta; Hemiptera; Pseudococcidae. Gene Ontology annotation, molecular function: transcription corepressor activity. The transcript has 3 exons. Bases 134 to 3625 code for a protein of 1163 amino acids. Gene Ontology annotation, cellular component: Sin3-type complex; chromatin. The record is from RefSeq and is a predicted model, not a curated record.
AAAGCUAGUCAAGAUGUUCGAUUGUUGUUUAAGUUUGUUUACUGUUUACGGUAUUAAUGUGUUUUUACUUUUUUACACAAAUGUGGAAUUUUAAUUUGAGUAUUUGGUUGACCUAAGUGUUGAUAUAACUUAAAUGCCUCAGUUAGGAAAUACCGCGACGCAGUAUUCAGUCGACUCAACGUCGCCCCUGCUUAAUUUUUCGUCUUUAAUGCCUACGUUGACGGGACACGAGAAAAAUACUAAUCCAAACGUGAUUCCCGUUGGUUCAUCGCCAGUCCACUCCGGAAUUCAUGGUGUACCUUUGCAGCAUUCAUUGCCACCAAUCCGCAACAAAAUGCACGCCAGCGUUGUACCGUCGAAUACAGGUCAGCAAUCAUCGCAGAAUUUUCAAAGGUUAAAAGUAGAAGACGCGUUAUCGUAUUUGGACCAAGUGAAGUACAAGUUCGGCAGCCAACCUCAAGUCUACAAUGACUUCCUCGAUAUUAUGAAAGAAUUCAAAUCGCAAAGUAUCGAUACGCCCGGAGUUAUAACGAGAGUCUCGAACUUAUUCAAAGGACAUCCGGAGUUGAUCGUAGGUUUCAAUACAUUCCUACCUCCUGGCUACAAGAUCGAAGUACAGUCCAGCGAUUCCGGCGGUUAUUCAUUCCAAGUGUCGGUAAGCAUACAAAGCCCAUCUUCUUCAACUUCUACUCUGGUACCGUCUACGCAUACUGUAUUGCACACUUCUACCGUAUCGAAUAUCACAUCGACUGUUACGACUACAGCGAGUCCAUUGUUAACUGGUAGCACGUUGUCGAUAGUAACGCCUGUGUUGAGUGCACCGAUUACUAUUACGUCCGGCAGUGGUAGCAGUGGCGGUAACGGAUCAUCUAUACCUAUACCGAACUCGGUUACCAAUAAUAACGUGCAAACCACGCCGAAUAAUGUCGCUCCGACUAACUCCAUUCCGUCGCCUAAGUUUAAUCAAAAUCAAGCUCAUCAAGCCGUAACGCAGGCUUUAAUACAAGUCGAAUCCGGUAUGGCCAAUCAACCCGUACCGCAAAAUCAGCCAGUCGAAUUCAAUCACGCAAUCAACUAUGUAAACAAGAUUAAAAAUCGAUUCCAAGGUCAGCCCGAUAAGUAUAAACGUUUUCUGGAAAUAUUACAUACGUAUCAAAAAGAGCAACGAAAUUUGAAAGAGAAUCAAGUCACUUGUCCCGGUUCCGGUAAAACUCUCACCGAAACCGAGGUCUAUUCGCAAGUCGCGAAACUAUUCGAAAACCAAGAAGAUUUAUUGGCCGAAUUCGGACAGUUUUUACCCGAUGCGUCGUCCCAUCAGUCUACGUUCAACAUGAAAAAUAACGAUCAUUCGUUCAAUUCGCGUAAACCGCCGGUAAACGCGAAACCAUCUUUCAACAACACUGUCGUGAGUAACAAUUGUACGUCUAGCAAUAGUACCAAGUUUACGAAUAACAAUACCGUACCGUCGGUCACGUCAACCACCAACUCCGGUUUGCUGAAAAGAUCGUCAUCGAUGUCGAAUAGCCAUUCGAGCGUCUCUUCGAUGCAGCCCGUCGUUAAGAAACACAAAUCUCCGUCUUCGCUGCGCGACGUCUCAGUAACCGAAGCCGGUAAAUAUGGUACUUUGAACGAUUUCGCCUUUUUCGACCGUAUUCGCAAAACCAUCCAUAAUAACGAAAUGUACCGAAAUUUUCUGCGCUGCUUGAUGAUCUUCAAUAACGAAAUAAUUAACGAAAGCGAGCUUCUGCAACUGACCACGCCGUUUUUAAACUCUCAUCCGGAGUUAUUAAGGUGGUUCAAGGAGUUCAUCGGACAGACGGAUGCGCCACCAGUACCGACGACCAAUAAUUACAAAGAAGAGCAGAAAACUUCCAACCAAGUACAACAUUCUUUUCUCGAUCAAGUACACAAUAACGCUGUUCGUUCAGAAAACUGCAUAGAUAUCGAUUACAGUACGUGUAAACGUAUCGGCGCCAGUUACUGUGCCGUUCCGGAGCAUUUCGAUCCGCCCAAAUGCAGCGGACGAACUGAUCUAUGCAGAGAAGUGCUAAACGAUACGUGGGUAUCGUUUCCUACCUGGUCCGAAGACUCGACUUUCGUAUCGUCGCGUAAAACCCAGUACGAAGAGUAUAUUUAUCGUUGCGAGGACGAACGAUUCGAAUUAGACGUUGUGAUCGAAACAAACGCCGCCACCGUGCGUGUUUUUGACGGCGUGCAGAAGAAGUUGAGCAGAUUGUCGCCCGAAGAAAUAGCCAAGUAUAGAUUAGACGAUUGUCUGGGUGGUACGUCGCCGUCCAUACAUCAGCGCGCCAUCAAACGUAUAUACGGCGAUAAAGCUCAAGAUAUUAUCGAAGGCCUGAAAAAGAAUCCAGCUGCUGCAAUUCCAGUCGUACUUAAACGACUCAAAGCUAAAGAAGAAGAAUGGCGAGAAGCGCAAAAAGGUUUCAAUAAAAUAUGGCGCGAACAAAACGAGAAAUUCUACCUGAAAUCGCUGGAUCACCAAGGUAUGAAUUUCAAACAAAACGACAUGAAGUAUUUACGCUCGAAAUCACUCAUGAACGAAAUCGAAGCGUUAUUUGACGAUAGGCACGAGCACGCCGACGAAAACACGCCGCCAGCUAGCGGACCUCAUAUGGUACUACCGUAUAGAGACAAGAGCGUCUUAGACGAUGCCGCCAAUUUGCUCAUACAUCACGUUAAACGUCAAACUGGUAUACACAAAGAGGAUAAGCAGAAAAUCAAACUGUUAAUCAGACAAUUCAUACCAGACUUGUUCCAUCAUCCCAGACAAGAACUCAGUGACGACGAACGAGAAGAGUUGGAAGAGAAAACGCUCAAGAAAGCCUCGCCGACAGAAGAACUGGAUAAAGAAGAAGAUCCCGUCAAAACUCCUACGUCCGUCGACAAAAAUGACAUAAACGCCGAAAAUGUAAAAAUACCAUUUCACGCCGUAUCCUGUCAUCCGGACGAAUACUACACGUUAUUUUUCGCCGAUAAUCACUGGUACCUAUUUCUGCGACUUCAUCAAAUACUUUGCGACAGAUUAUCAAAAAUGUACGAGAAAGCUAAUAUCAUAGCUAAACAAGAAUCCAGCGGCAAAGAGAAUCGUAAAGAAUCGACCGCCAUAUCGCUGAGACUGAAACCGAAACCAGAAAUCGAAGUAGAAGAGUACUAUACGGCCAUGUUAGAUAUGGUGAAAAAUGUCCUAGACGGUAACAUGGAUUCGAACACAUACGAAGACACUCUGCGAGAAAUGUUCGGUAUACACGCUUACGUCGCAUUUACCUUAGACAAAGUCGUCUCGCACGCCGUUCGACAACUGCAAUAUCUAGUAACCGACGAAACUUGCCAAGAUUGCUACGAUUUGUACAUAAAAGAAAGUAAGAAAAAAGGCACCGGAGGACCCUGCAUUACCGCUUACCAAAGAACCACCGCCGAAGCCAAUUACCAAAAGAAGAUCGAGUCCAUGUCCAUGGAAUCCUGUUUUAAAAUAUUCAUCUAUAAAAUCGACUGCAAAAUCACCAUCGAAUGCUUGGAUACCGACGGUGAUAACGAAGAUAAUCAGGAGAACGAAAAGUGGAAUAAUUUCCAAGAAAACGAAAAUCGUUCCGAGACGUUCAAAUAGUUAGAACUUUUUCGUCGUUUUCUUUGUUAAUGUUGGUCUUUACGUGGUUGUGAAUAUUUUGAGCAUUUUUCCUCCUCCUGUUGAGUCUUUUCUCUUUCUUUUUUUUACUUGUACAUUCGUCGUAUUACUUUCUUCUCUUCUUCUUCGUUUUUUUUUUAAACUUGUAAAUAUUGUUGUUCGCGCGCGUUGAACUCGUUCAUCGAAAUACUAUAAUUUUUUCAAUGCCUUCAUGUAUUUGGUCAUCGCUGUUCGUCAUCAUAUCAACAAAUUUUGUAAUAUAUUAUGUCAAAUACCUGCCUCUGAUGGGAAAUUUCAUUUAUCGGUAACCUUAUUUAAAUCAAAUUGAAGCCACUGAAGAAAUUAAAAAAUUCAGAACACUUCUGCUACUGCUGAUUGAUUCUCGUGGUUGAAAUUGUAAAAUCCGAAAAUACGGUAAUUACUGCGAAGUCAUUAAGGCGAAAUAUGCGGAAUGAAAUUUUAUUAUAUUAUUAGUAAUUAAUUAGGCGAUUGCUCCGAAGCUACGUAUUCGUUUGUACGUUAUGUAGUUUAAAACAAUACGGAAAUGUUUAUGAUGUUUUAAUUUACUGAAGAACAAAUAAUAUUUAUUGAAUGACCAACUAUUAAUAGGUCGCAGAUUCGGGUAAAAUUAAAAAGAACGAAAUUAUCAUGUAUUUUGUCAAGUAUCGUGCCUUCUGAUCGAACCAUCUUCUUAACGUUGAAUUGUUCAGACAUUGGAGAUCAUUGUUUUAAGCACAAAUGCUUCUCAUUUUCAUCAUUUUCUUUUUUUGAGAAGUAAUUCUUUGCUAAUAAACCAGCUGCAUUACUAAUCGUCGAAUCCGCGCCUGUUGCAUAAUAUAAGAUGUACAUUUUACUUGAAAAAAUGUAGAUAAAUUAGUCAACAUAUUUUUUGUACCUUGUUUGCAAUCGCUUAUGUUGUAUUUUGUCUCUUAAUUUAUAUUAUUUUGUCAAUCAUUUGUAAGAAAUGUAUAUUUAUUUGAUUAAAAUUAUUAUUUCAUUUGAACUGUUAUCGCUUACGAAGAUAUUCCCUUCUAGAUUCGAUUGGUUCCUCGGAGGAUCUUAAAAAGUUUAAUUAAUGUGUAAUUUGUUUUAAAAAAUUUUACAAAAGGCAUAAAAAAAACUGUGUAUAUGGACAAAGUUAUUUAUUAGCAUAUAAUGUGUUGUUAAUAGCACCUAUAUAUAGCGAAGAAAAAAAAAGUAUAUUUGUAUAAUAUGUGUAUUGAGAUUUAUGUUAUAUGUUAAAAAAACUUUGUUAAGGAUUGUUCGUUGAAAUUCUUGAAAAUUCCGAAACUAAAUGUGAUGUUUUUUUAGAAUACUUUUUGAGAUCCUUUUUACCAUAACUCGUAUGUUAUUUUAUAAGGUUUUGUAAAGUUACUUCUAAUGUUUAAUUUUUGCGGAUAGUUUUUUCUUCAAAUAUGUCACUUUUUUUAAAAUAGACAAUUUUCAUAAUCACUGUCUGUAUUUAAAUUUGAAGAAAUUUAAAAACAUUUCUAGAUGACGAUUCAUUUUCGUUGAUUAUUUUUCAUGUUGGUAAUAAUUGUAGCAUCAUUAUUUAAAUUGUAUUUUUUUUCUAAUUUUAAUUUUGUAACUUAAAUUUUCUCUUUUUUCAUGUAAUUGAAAUUUUUUCUUAGGAAUGUAGAUUCUGAGCGUUUUUAUGAAGCUUCCAUUUAAAAAUUUUAACAAUGUAUACAUGAAGUAAUGAUUCUGUUAAAUAUUUAUUUUAAUUAUAGAAAUAUAUUAAUUGAAAAUAAUUAUUUUGUUACCGUUUUUAUUUUGAAUUUUUAUGUAAUAUGUUGAGGUGAGAUACUUCAUUAUUAUUGUCCUAAACUGAAGCUUCUCUUGUGAAAGUAAAAAUGAUCAUAGUCAAAAUCCUUGAUAAAAUGUCAAAAUUUGUUUUUGUCCCUAGCUGUUUUGUAUUGUGCGUCAUUCGCAUUACCUAUUUCAAAUUUUAUGACAUAUUUUGACUGUGAUCAUGUUCAUUACUCUUGAAUUACGAAUGAACAUAUUUCAGAAAAAAAUUUCCAUCACGAGUUGAUGAAAUCAUGUGUUCAUUUUUUACUUGGUUCAAAUUUUGAAAUUCAAUACUUGAGAAAUUAUUUCACGUGCAAAAUAUUAGAAAAUUUAAGACCUGAAUUAAGAGUACGUUCAUUUUAGAUAUUUGGGUUGAAUUUAAAUUGAUGGUGCCAAUAAAAAUGAAAUUACUCUUACAGUCUUACAUAUCAUUGCAAUAAACUUUGAAUAAUUCAUACUUAUUAAUAAAUUAUCUAUUAAUAUGUUCUCGAAGAAUUGCCGUUGAAGAAAAUCAAAUUUUUAUCUAAUAAGUAAAUAUUUAACAGUAAGACAAAUCCUACGACAGUUGACUUUUUUAAAUGAUCGAUUAGGAGAUGAAAAUAAUCGUCGUUAUGUGUUAAUAAAGAUUUUGUGAUUAUUGA